Macrobrachium nipponense is the source of this 3468-nucleotide messenger RNA. It is a transcript of the gene tei, whose product is annotated as roundabout homolog 3-like. Gene Ontology annotation, biological process: cell-cell adhesion. Gene Ontology annotation, cellular component: cell-cell junction; plasma membrane. The record is from RefSeq and is a predicted model, not a curated record. Lineage: Eukaryota; Metazoa; Arthropoda; Malacostraca; Decapoda; Palaemonidae. Gene Ontology annotation, molecular function: cell adhesion molecule binding.
GUCGAAGGCGACUUGAGGGUUUCAAUCAUGUGGACCGGUCGCCUUGUGAUGUCCCACGCAGUCUCGGCUGAUUCCGGUCUCUGGUGGUGCCGAAGGUCCGGUCGUCCCGCUCCGAAGCUUAGGCUCAUUGUCACGAUCCCACCAGAGCGGCCGUUCCUGAAGUAUGGAGGGGCCCAAUUAGCAGCCGGUGCCCGUCUCACCACCCGGGAGGGGAACUCCAUCACCCUCCACUGCGUGGUGGAGGGGGGGAAUCCCGCCCCUUCCAUCACCUGGAUUCUGGGCGGUGAGGACAUAACCGCCUCAAGUCAGAUCCACAGCCAAUGGGAAGACUCCGAAGGGGUCUUCAACACGAAAAGCAACCUGACGGUGGCCAGGGUAGGGAAGGAUUUACACAAUAACACAGUAGCCUGCGUCGUCAGGCACCCAUCCCUACCCGUGGCUGUUUCGGUACCUUUAAAACUCAAUAUCGAAUACUCACCUGAUUUCCGAUUAAGACGGUGGCCCUCAUGGGGCACGCCUGUGAGGGAAGGGGCGUCUGUCUCUCUCCUGUGCUCCGUUGAUGCCAACCCGCCCUCUGACCCGACUUGGGUCAAAGAAACUGAAGGAGGCACGACGGAGGUGGCGUCCUCCGAAGGCUGGUUGAACCUGACUCGAGUCACGGGCGAGGACAGAGCUUGGUACAAGUGUGCCACGGUCCACACCUUCGGACACUUCGCUUCCCACUCCGUAUUCAUCAAUGUUUUGCCGGCUGGGGAAUUAUUAGUCUCUCCUCCCCGGGAAGUAGAGGUGGGGUUGGGCGAAGCUGUCCAGAUUCCCUGCACCAACCCAGCCAGCCGGGUCCCCACGGCCGUCUGCUGGACCAAGAUCCUGCAGGAAACUGAAGGAGGCACGACGGAGGUGGCGUCUUCCGAAGGCUGGUUGAACCUGACUCGAGUCACGGGCGAGGACAGAGCUUGGUACAAGUGUGCCACGGUCCACACCUUCGGACACUUCGCCUCCCACUCCGUAUUCAUCAAUGUUUUGCGAGCGCCCAUGGUGGCAGCGGUCAAUUCAACGGUGCUCUCUAUCGCUGGCCGACCGACGGCGCUCUCUGCCCACGUUUGCGGCCGACCCCUACCCCUCACUCUGACGUGGCUCCCUCCCCCCCACAUCCAGCCCAUUAAUCCCGGCGAUACCAAAGAUAGGGUCACGGCACACAACCUCACAACUUCCGAAACGCCUGGCUGCCACUACGCUGUCCUGACCAUAGCGGGCGUGAAGCCCCACGACGAAGGAAACUGGGUUAUCGUGGGCGUGAACGACCGAGGCGCCACCGCCGCCCUCAUCCGCCUCAACGUCACUGCCGCCGCCCACUCCGUAGCAGCCAGCGCCGCCGCCCACGUAGCUCAAAGUCCCUCACACCUCACCGCCCCUCGAUUGACUUUAUUCCUUUCCGUUUCCGUCGUGUCGUACACGACCACGACGGCGAUCCUCGGCAGGGCGUGGGCGUCGGGGGCGUGGCUGUGAGGCCAGACUGUUGGUUUAAUCAAGGCGGUGUUCUUCGAUUUCUGUGUGUGUGUGUGUGGCGUGUCCUCUUAUAGAAUGUUCGACAGUCAGAGUCAGCUGGGGGCAGUUUGUUACUUCUGUAAAGAUGAGAUGUUUAUUACAAAGAAAAGAAAAAGGGGGCGUGUCCACGCGCGAGGUUCCGCAGGAAGCGAAUGAGCUCCAAAAGGCAUUUUAUACUCGUAUGUUCUAAGUGUGUGAGUGUGAUGUAUACUACAAAGGCAACCAAACCCCCACUUUUUAAUGCCAAGGGAUAUGAAAUGUAUAGUGAAAAAUAGUGAAACCAAUUCAGAAUUUUCCAUGAUGAUGCCUAUGAACACUGCAUGAAUAAUGUAUGGUGAACUUGCGAUGAAAAGUUAACUCCAUGAUUUUCCUUUCAUUUUUAUUUUUUACUACAGCCUCUUUACCACUUAGGAGUGAAAUAUUUGUUAUGCAGUGAAAUAAGAUAACGAUGACACGUUAGAAUUUUGAAUCACCCCGAUGAGGGCGAAGCUUUGUAUAUUCGUACUUUCAUUACUCUUGAAUGAGACCGUCAAAACUGAAAAGAAAUUACGCGUAAAUAUCUCUUGAUGCAGGUUUUGUGUGACCAAGUUUGUCUGUAGUCAGUCAUUCGUGCGGUCUUGUGGGCUCACGAGAACUCGCAUUCGUUGCGUGAUUUGAUAUUUGAAAGCUGGUAAAACUUGGUAACUGUUGGUUGCCCCUGUCAUUACAGAGUCGGAUUCUGUGAUUGGAGGACAUCUAAGACAGGGUUCUGUCACUGAAAAGAACAUGGAAGAGUGCUCAUACAAGUCGAAAGCCUCGGUCGGGACCUCUCUCUCUCUCUCUCUCUCUGUCUCUGUCUCUCUCCUUACGGGAAACUGAUAUAGGAUAUUACCUUUUUAAAUGGACGUCAGCCGUGCAUCUUAUUUAUUAGCGUCUGUGGCAAAACUGUGAUAAAAAUAUGAAGUGUCUAGUGCUGAUCAUGUCAAAUUUUUUUUCUUAUUUUUAUUUUUUAUCAUUUUAUGACACACCGUAGCACACAAGUUCAUGUAAUGGAAAGUAGUUUAGAGAUCUUUAUGACUUGAGACGGAGCGUCAAGAUGUGCUGUGAUAAGGUGAUUUCUGAAAAAAAAUGGCGAUUGUCUGGUUAUGAUUGAUAGUGAUUGAUGUGGAAUCUGCCAUUUCUGAUGCGUUUACGAUCGACGGUGAAGAUGGGAUCGUCUCGAUAACUCGAUCUUGCCUGGAGUUGCGGGAAGAGCAUUUGAAUCAAAUCAAUUUUGGAUGAGGUUGAACACUUCAAAAACAAAUGGAAUUCUGUAAAAGAUGAUACAAAUCAUUCGUUAAUUUAGUAAUUUAUCAGUACAUUGGCAUGUAAAAAGAAAUUUUUUCUUUGCUUUGAGAAAAAAGUAAAUACGCAUAACUGAAGGAAUGAAAAAAGACAGAAAGAAAGAACCAGUAAAAGUUGUUAAGAAUCAUUCGUUUAUUUAAUGGUUCAUGAAUAAAUUAGCAUGUAAAAAAACAUUCAUUCAUUGGUAUGAGAAAAAGUAAAUACGGAUAACUGAAGGAAUGAGGAAAGAAAGAAGGACCAGUAAAAGAUAUUAACGUUUAUUUAAGGGUUCAUUAAAACACUGGCAUGUAAAAAAAAUUAUUCUUUGGCAUGAGAAAAAACAUAAUACGGUUAACUGAAGGAAACUGAAGGAAUGAAGAAAAAGGACAUGCCAUGCAUGGCAAAGACGAUACACAGACAAGUAAGAGAAACGGAAAGAGAAACUGAAAAACAAUUAUCAGCCCUCCAAUAUUUAUAGCGAUACUUCUCCUCCUCUUUGCUUUAUAUAUGAUGACCAUUGAUGGUGAUGAUGAUGAUGAUGAAGACGUGGCUGCCAUAGAUAAUGUUAGCAAUUUAUUAAUGUUCUUGGAAUAAAUUGUAAUAAAUGUUUGCGUCUCUUAA